CCAGAGUCCAGAGCACCGGCGAUGGCUGCGGCGAAGCAGGGAACGGCGACGCCGCUGGGGGCAGUGUUCUCGCCGGAUGAUACGAGGAGGGCCGUGUCCCGUGUCGCCCAGGCCGUCGCCGACCGCCGCGCCGAGCUCGCCCGCGUCCAGGGCUUCUUCGCCGACAACGCCGCCCUCGUCUCCCUCGUCCAGCGCCUCCCCGACGAGCUCUCCCACCAAAUCAUGGUUCCCUUUGGCGGCGCCGCGUUUUUUCCAGGCAGCUUGAUCCACACGAAUCAACUCAUGGUGCUUCUAGGGGAUGGGUACUAUGCUGAUAGGUCAGCCAAGCAGACGACCGAGAUACUGCACAGGAGGGGAAUGGAGUUGGAGACUCAAAUGGAAGCGAUCAAGGCAACCAUCUCGGACCUUGAGGCUGAGGCCAAGUUCUUCGAGUCCACUGCCGCUGAGGCUUCUGAGGGUCUUGUUGAGAUCAGGGAAGAAUAUGACGAAGAAGCCGAAAUAAAUCCAUCAAAAUCAGAAGCUUCAAGUUCUUCUGGGACAUUAUCAGAUGAGGAACAUGCUCGAAUCAUGGCGAGGUUUGACGAACUUGAAAUGUUAGAAAAGGAAGCUGGAAGUUCUUCAGAAGAUGAAGAAGAGGAAGAGGAAGAUGAUGACGACGACGAUGAUGAUGAUGAAGGUGCUGGAACAAAUGAGGAUGACGAGGAAAACUUGGAUACAUUAAGUGAUGGAAAUGAUCACGAUAAUGUUGGUUUUGGUGCCUCAGUUUCUGGGAGUGGAGCUAAUGACCGGAGUCAAGGAAAUGCCCAGCUGAAGAGUGCACUAAAGAAGCUAGGAGGAAAGAAAAUGCUGAAAGGUGCUUCUGUUGCACCAUCAGCCAGUUCCUCUAUAAUCAACUCUGAAGUUCGGGCUCCGCUUAGAAAAGCUGUUUCUUUUAAGGAUGAAAACGGGAAUAUAGUUAGUUCGUCGAAGUCUCUCUCGCGACAGGAUCCAAAAUACUCUGCUGAGUCUUCUCAUGAACGAAAGAUAAUAUCAAGUGGACAAAAGGCUUUCACAGGAUCUAUCGUUGAACACGACGAUAACCUUUCAGUGAUUCAACUGCCAAAGAACAAUGAUAGUGAGAAACCUGGUAGUUCUGCUCCGUCAAGGCCUGUAUCUAGAUUCAAGAUGCAACAGGGAGGGCGUUGAGUCUCUUUGAGACUAGAAAGGACGCAAAAUUGAUUAACCACAUGGUCGUUGGCAAGAACGGCAUUGGCAACAACUAGUAUCACCUUUGAGAGAUGCUAUGCCACAUCAAGAUUGUUUUUGUGGGUGCCAAUGCACGGGAAAGGAGACAGAACUGUCGAUAUACUAAAUGUAUGGCAAUGGCUAAGAGCUCAAGAUAUCUGUAUCUGUUUCGGAUUGACAGCUGCCAACACUGACAAAUACUUAUCAUGUCAGCUUGUGAAAACUUAACUGUAUGGAAUGAGACUCCUACCGUUCACUGG
Molecule: messenger RNA, 1484 nt
Organism: Lolium rigidum
Lineage: Eukaryota; Viridiplantae; Streptophyta; Magnoliopsida; Poales; Poaceae
Product: RNA polymerase II subunit 5-mediating protein homolog
Exons: 11
Coding region: 22-1185 (387 amino acids)
Biological process (GO): negative regulation of phosphatase activity; negative regulation of transcription by RNA polymerase II
Molecular function (GO): transcription corepressor activity; phosphatase inhibitor activity; chromatin binding
Source: RefSeq, a predicted model, not a curated record